This is a messenger RNA of Octopus bimaculoides (California two-spot octopus), 608 nucleotides long. RefSeq names its product low-density lipoprotein receptor-related protein 2. Gene Ontology annotation, molecular function: calcium ion binding; protein binding; hormone binding. The record is from RefSeq and is a predicted model, not a curated record. Gene Ontology annotation, cellular component: plasma membrane; signaling receptor complex; apical plasma membrane. Lineage: Eukaryota; Metazoa; Mollusca; Cephalopoda; Octopoda; Octopodidae. Gene Ontology annotation, biological process: receptor-mediated endocytosis.
CUCAAGACGAAUACUUGCUCUAUGCCUUUCGAGAUAGGAUUAAAGAUAUUGAUUUACAAAAUUCAGCCCCAAGAAGCAGCUCUUUCAUGGCAAUAUUUGAUCGGAGAAAAGCUUUGCUAGAUUUUGAUUACAACCGUAAAACUAAUUAUGUAUAUUACAUUUCAGAACGUUCAUCGCAACAAACAAUUACUCAGAUCACAACAAGUGGUCUAAACAAGACCUCUUGGCCAGCAGAACUAUUUUUAGGCAAACCAAAUUCACUUGCAAUUGAUUGGAUUUCAAGGAAUUUGUUCUGGAGCAGCACAGAUUCGAAGAGCAUACAUGUUAUGAAGAUGAAUAGUAACUUUACUAUUCACAAAAUUAUUUUAGGAAACUCCGGGAAACAAACAGAUGUUUCCUUUCCAACAUCUCUCUGCCUGGAUCCAAGCAAAGGAUUACUUUACUGGACAGACAAAGGAAGUUACGAUAUUCCUGUUAAAAUUGGUGCUGUUAAAAUGGAUGGUUCUGACCCACAGAUACUUGUUAAGGAUAAUAUGCAAACACCAGGUUUCCUCACAAAAGAUCCAAAUGACCCGAUUUUAUAUUGGUCCGAUGGCCAGCUUGGUAAG